This is a messenger RNA of Histoplasma capsulatum G186AR, 1828 nucleotides long. Its product is annotated as specific RNA polymerase II transcription factor. The transcript has 4 exons. The coding region runs from base 609 to 1415 and encodes 268 amino acids. The record is from RefSeq and is a predicted model, not a curated record. Gene Ontology annotation, biological process: regulation of transcription by RNA polymerase II. Lineage: Eukaryota; Fungi; Ascomycota; Eurotiomycetes; Onygenales; Ajellomycetaceae. Gene Ontology annotation, molecular function: RNA polymerase II cis-regulatory region sequence-specific DNA binding; DNA-binding transcription factor activity, RNA polymerase II-specific.
CGCUGUUCUAAUUGACAACACCUCUACGCUCAACCUCAACUUCAACCCUAACACCUCUUGUGGCAUUGAAAUAUUGCUCUUAAUCGACUCCCAAGUCCUGUUGUGCAUUUGGUUCCUCGGUUGUAUCGAUAUCAAAUUGCAGCAACUCGGGUUAUUACUGAGAGUGGUGUCCAAUCCAUCUUCCAAUACAAUAUAACCUCCGAUUCCUAUCCGCCGCCGAGCAGUUGGCUGCCCCCCGUGGAUAAUUCUGGUAUUUCUGGUGGUCGAAAUUGGCCUGGCAGUGUUCAUUCCAUACUCCAACCGGGCCUUCGAGAGUCGGCGCCUUACUAACUCCGCCAUCGAACUCCUCAUCAGACGCCGGCUCUAUUUCCGCGUACGUGAACAAUAGUACCGUUUCUACCAGUCCAGCACCGCCUUCUUAUUCUCAGGGCUACUGGCCACCAUCAAAUAAUUUUGGUACUGGUCGAAAUAAUUCGAACUCCCCUACUUCAACGGACACUUUAACACCCACAUACGAUAUAAACCAUCGUGCGUAUUUUCAAACUCCAAUUCCCGGAGUUUCCACCUCGUCUGGCCCAUCGCCUACGACACAACAAUCCCAACCAGCAAUGGCGCACGUUUUAAUGAAUGCGCAAGCCACUACUACUACGAUGCCGCCCACUCCACCAGUGCAGAACAGUGUCGACGCCUAUGGUCAGAAAUUACCACCUACCCCAUUAUACAGUGGAUCACAACAAGGUACCCCACAGCAAGCCACCUUCCCGCCAUAUCAGAGCAGUGCUGGCAGUUCAACAAUGCAUCACUCUAACGCGAACGGUCCUUCAUCGAGGAUCUCGCCAAUUCCAGUUCAGAUGCAGGGUGAAGGGCAACAUCAGUUGCCCCAGUACAGUACUCGACCAUAUCCAUCUUACUCCCUACCCGCAAUGAGCGGGCCAAUUAUGACGAACGUACAUCAUCCGAAUUCCCAACUAGCACUUGUGGGAUCUAUACAGCCAAACCUCCUACCAGCUUUCAACAGUGGCCACGCUGCUACUAUGAGUAGUAUGUACAAUGGACACCCCAAUCAUAUGCAUGGACUUAUGCAACAUCCGCCACCCGAUGAUCGGCCAUAUCGAUGCGACCAGUGUACGCAAAGUUUCAGGCGCAACCACGACUUGAAAAGGCAUAAGCGCAUUCAUUUGGCAGUUAAGCCGUAUCCCUGUGACCACUGUGCCAAAAGUUUUUCCCGGAAAGAUGCAUUAAAGCGACAUAUCCUUGUUAAAGGCUGCGACAAGGACAAGGAUUCCCAGUCUGAUAAAAACAGCACAGCGGCUGGCUCCCCCAUACUGACACGCACGGACACUGGCGCGGGUAACUCUGGGGGCGGCCGAACUCACAAUAUACAGGGAAAUCAUGCCUUAAAGUCGCAUACGUGAAAUACAUUUCUGUAUUCUGUUAUUUUAUUUCGUUUGACAUAAUCCGGGCCCAGGCGGAAACUUAUUUUAUGUGUUAUUUGAGUAGUUUAUGUUCUACAACAGCUUUUCCAAUUCCCAAUUGAAAAACCAAACCCAUUUCUUUCGUCCUCUUGGCCUUUUCAUUUUCCGCCAUUAUUUGAUUUGGGACAACGGCACAUACUUCCUCAUACUUGCUCUUCUCACGUUGUUUUGGCAUUUUCUUGGUAUUUGGGAACUAGGGUAGAGUUGAGGUGUCCUUGGGGUCUAAUUUUAUCGGAAAUAAUCAACAUCGCCGAUUUCCGCGCUCUGUGUGUUGCUAUAUGGCCUUUCCCCGUGUUCUUCUACGGAGCAGAAUCGCUUGUUUACCACAAUGCUACUUCCUAUCCAUCCUUCAG